Molecule: messenger RNA, 1286 nt
Organism: Gallus gallus (chicken)
Lineage: Eukaryota; Metazoa; Chordata; Aves; Galliformes; Phasianidae
Gene: LNAT
Product: N-acetyltransferase, liver isozyme
Exons: 2
Coding region: 115-1005 (296 amino acids)
Molecular function (GO): acetyltransferase activity
Source: RefSeq, marked validated
CAGGGCUUCCAGGCCUCAGAGGGCUGACUGCCUUUGCACAUCUGGCCCUGCUGCCUAAGGGCCACAGCCAGCCGUGAUUAAUCCUACUGCUGCCACCCCCUGUCUACAGGUAAAAUGAACAUUCAAGAGUAUUUCUCAAGAAUUUCUUUUGAUGGCUCCCAUAAGGAUGCAGACUUGCAAACCUUAACAGCCAUCUUCCAGCAUCACAUCCAGGCGAUUCCUUUUGAAAACCUCAGCAUGCAUUGCGGAGAGACCAUUGACCUGGAUUUGCAAGCUACUUACAAUAAAAUUGUGAAAAAGAAACGCGGUGGAUGGUGCAUGGAAACAAACUACCUUUUAUUUUGGGCCUUGAAAGAAAUGGGGUAUGACAUCUGUGUGCUUGGAGGAAAUAGUUAUGAGCCAGCAAAGAAGGCGUACACUGAUGAAAUAAAUCACAUCCUACUGAAGGUUGUGAUCAAGGGAAGUUCCUACAUAGUAGAUGCUGGUUUUGGUGGCGGUCCCUACCAAACGUGGCUGCCAAUGUUGCUGAUUUCUGGGAAGGAUCAACCCCAGAUUCCAGGCAUCUUCCGCUUCAUAGAAGACAAUGGCAUCUGGUACUUGGAGAAAGUCAAGAGGAAACAUUAUGUUCCAGAGGGAAGUGUUCCUCUCACUGAUAAUCCAGAAAUGGGCAAUAUCAGAAAACUAUAUUCAUUUACUCUGGAGCCAAAACAUAUAGAUGACUUCCAGGAGCUAAACGCAUACCUACAGGUGGCUCCGGAUACCAUACUCCAGAAGAAGUCAAUCUGCAGCCUCCAGACCACUGACGGGUUUUAUGCCUUAGUUGGAUGGACCUUCUCUGAGAUGAAGUACAAGUACAAGGAGGAUGCAGACCUGCUGCAGACCACAACCCUCACAGAUGAAGAGGUUGAGAAGACACUGAAAGACAAGUUCAACAUAGUGUUAGAGAACAAACUGAUACCAGUAAACGUUCGUGGCUUGCCACCUAAUCUGGUGGAUACCAUAUAAUUCACAACACAGCUAAAUGAGUCUUUAAAUAUCCAGUAUUGAAACUUCUAAAACUAAGAUUAAUAGUAUUAAUGUGUUCUAAAAAUUCAGCUAAUUAGAUGAACAGAAAGCUUGGUAAACUCAAGUACAUUGUUAGUUAACUGCCCAUACUUAUUUCGUAGUUUUUUCUUACACUUCUCCUUUAGAAACUAAAAGAUCUUACUUCCUUUAAUCUUCUCAUGUGGAAACUGUAUUUUGUCUCCCUUAAUUUUUGUUCCAACUCUCUGUAUCUCUUUUGCUGC